Messenger RNA from Neodiprion virginianus, 2208 nucleotides. RefSeq names its product zinc finger protein 665-like. The transcript is spliced from 2 exons. NCBI's taxonomy places the organism in Eukaryota, Metazoa, Arthropoda, Insecta, Hymenoptera, Diprionidae. The coding region runs from base 108 to 1862 and encodes 584 amino acids. The record is from RefSeq and is a predicted model, not a curated record. Gene Ontology annotation, biological process: regulation of transcription by RNA polymerase II. Gene Ontology annotation, molecular function: RNA polymerase II cis-regulatory region sequence-specific DNA binding; DNA-binding transcription factor activity.
ACUGAUCGUAUAAUAUCAUCGAACCUGCGAGCAUUACGUGAAUUUGAGUGACUGGGUGUUUAUAAUGUGGCAAGAUAUUCCCAAGGCCAACAUUUUUGUGAAUUCAUAUGGUGCGACAGCAAAAUAUUAAAGUGAUGGUCAACUCUUGGCGUGUUAAAUUCCGGCGGAAACUUCCAGAGCAAGAAUAUCCACUGAAAUUUGGAGUUAACUUUAAAACUGCUUGUGCGCUACGAAUUGCAAAUGGAUUGAGCAAAACUUUGGGCAAAAAAGUGAUAAUCAGUAAAUCACUUUUGUCACGGUUACAGACUAGACACCCUAAUACAGGUAAUACUCAAUUGGCCAAAGAAGACAGUCAAAGUAAUAACACCUUCGAACAUAAAUCUCACACAGAUAAAGAACACAACAGUCCCGAAAUUGGAAAGGCAAGUUCGAGUGAACAUGCCCGUGUCUCGUCGCAGAAAGUUAAUACAGAUGGAAGUCAUUUGGCCAAAGAAAAUGAUGCAGGUAAAAACAUCACACAACAGAAACUCAAUACAGAUAACGAAUCUUCUGCACCAGAAUCCAUCGAGGCUAGACCAAAUAAACGUUCUUGUACCCCACCACAAGAAUCUAAUUCAGAUGACGAUUGCUUCGCCAAAAAAGAUUGUAAAGGUAAGAAGACCGGGGAACAGAAACUCGAUACAGAAACCAAAACUUCUGGCUCACUAUGUUUGACGGCUAGUCUAAGAAAACACUCUCGUACUAUGCCACAAAAGUCUAAUCUAGGUGGCCGUCGACUGACUAAAGAAGAAAGUAAGUGUCAGAAAGCUUUGAACCAGAAACUUGAUAUGGAUUCCAAAUCUGCUGAUUCUCCAUUUAUCGCGGGUUCCAAAAGUUUACUUUUGCGUGCAUUACAAAAGACAUCCAAUGCUGAGGACAAAGACUUGGACAAAGAAGAUAGUGAAUGGGAGAAUUUUAUCUCACAACACAGAUUUAAGCCAGCUGGUACGCUGCCUGAUCCAGACUCUAUUAUGGACAGUCAGAGUGAACUUAAAUGUAUAAUAUGUGACAGAGAGUUCAGGUGCAAAAUGGAACUUUCUAGGCACAUCAAAAGCCACAAUACUCGAAGACCUUUUAAAUGUGCGCACUGUCCAAAAACCUUCAGAACUGCGUACGAUCAGCGUAAGCAUGCCGGUUGUCAUGACGAAAAUCUUUCAUACACUUGUGAUAUAUGCAAAGUUAAAUUUAAGUCAAAACAAGCAUUGAAGCAUCAUCGUAUCAGGAAACAUGACGACACCGAAUAUCAAUUCACAUGCGAUAAGUGCAGCAAACAGUUCAAAAUAAAGAGCGAUCUUUCAACUCAUUUGAAAUCUCUCCAUACUGAGGCACCUUCACUGGUGUGCGAAAUUUGUGGUAAAUCAUGCAAGAAUGGAACGGCGAUGAGCUCUCACAGACGAAAACAUCGGACAGACUUUAAAAAAUUUGAAUGUAACAUUUGCAAACGUAUAUACAAAUCUGAACAUAAUCUAAGCAACCAUUUGCUGGUGCACGAAAAAGGAAUCACAUGCAACGAAUGCGGCAUGGAAUUCAACUGCACAAAGAGGCUAAACUAUCACAUGUUCAACAAACACAGACAAUCGGCACCUUGUAUAUGCUCCAUAUGUCAUAAACCAUUCAAGAGUAACGGCAGCUUACGCACGCAUAUCCUUACUCACACGGGAGAGAGACCGUACAAGUGUGAUUUAUGUGGAGAAGCCUUUACCCAAAGAUCCAGCAUGAUGCGACACAGGCGUAGUCAUCCUGGAAGGUUUUCGCCUCCCCCACCUAUUCACAUCACCGCAAUAGUUAAGGAUAUUGAAGAGAAGGAGAUCUCAAAAAAUUAGGAUACAAUCACAGAACAACUAAUCACAUUGAUACCAUGAUAUGCGCAGCUACACAUUGAGGACUGUCUACAAUCAAAUUUGGUCAGAUUAUGUGAACAUGUAUUAAAAAUAAGGUAGAAGAUUUUUAAGAGCUUUCACAUGUUUUGAGGAAAAUUAACUGCUAUAUGUGACAUUUAUAUUACAAAAUAUUUAUGGUGGUACAACCAUGAAAAGAUAUGAAAAAUAUAUUCACUGUUGUUUCAAUUUGCGAAAUGUGAAAAUAAUAUAUGCCGCGUGGCAGUAAGGGGCACUUGGAUAUAAUUUUGUGACACAGUUGAUAUUUUUAGAAUAAACUUCUUUAAUGGAA